Molecule: messenger RNA, 1962 nt
Organism: Prunus armeniaca (apricot)
Lineage: Eukaryota; Viridiplantae; Streptophyta; Magnoliopsida; Rosales; Rosaceae
Source: the annotation of a GenBank genome assembly
AUGGUAGAGUUGUGCUUUGUACUGGACCUACGGAGCUUGCCACCUCCAUUUCUCAGAGACCUAAAGCUGUCGCUGUUGCAGCUCGCGAAUCUUUAUGCCAUUUCGUCGACCCCGUCUUGGCGCAGAACGGAGUCGCUCAGAGAUCGCAUAGGCCUUUGCUACGUCUUUCAAAAUCCGAUUUCCUUGUCUGAUGAGCUGAAGAUCGUAUACACGCCGAGUCCAAGCGGAAGCUUCAAUCUACGUGACUUCCACCAUGCCGUUAACAAUUUGCCUGCUCAUGGCUUUCAGCCUCAGAUUGACGAUUCUGAUGUGAAACUUUCCACGGUCCUGAACGAUCAAGUUUUGUACCAGUGGGAGGGUAGAGAUAUCAUGAGAAAAGUGAUUGUGCUAACCUCCUGCUUACCUCGAGAUGUGGACUGGAUCAUGCAAAACACUCUCAUGGCUGCAGCGGAUAAGUGUGUUUCGGUGGAUUUUCUACUAUUUGAACAGAAAUCAUCCCACCUCAGUAAUACCAAAGAGAAUAUCAACAAUUUUCAAACAUGUAUAUCUGAUCUUGAUAAUUGCUCCUUUCAAGCAUAUCUCCCAGAUGUCAAAGUACUGCAUGGCCUGGUAAACCGAUGGUUGCAGGAUUUAAAAGAUGACAUGGAAGAACCACUACAAGCUCGUUUUAACUUCAAGAACAAUCUUGUGGGCUCUGUGAACCAGAUAUUCUGCAACUUGUACAUAUCAGUCAAUCCAAAUAUCGAUGUUUUCUAUCCCUGUCAGGCAUGCAGAUGUCAUGGCAUUUCUCUGGAAGAUGCUGUUAGAAAUAGAGCCGAGGGACCUUCUUGUCCAGUCACAGGCUGUAAUCUUGAGACAUGUGAUGUGAUUGAAAAUUCUGUGAAAGUUGGAGAAAAAACAAUCCUUUUACUGCCCUCAUUUCCAAACUCUAUGAAGCUCAAGCGUGCUUCUUUGCCACUUGACUUCAAUGUCAUUGAGAGGACUAACUUGGGGUCUCUAAGUGAAGGUGUUAUAAUGGGUGCUUCCUAUGUUGUGAUUCCAUCAACUUGUAAUGAGAUAGAAACUACUCCAGAUGAGAUUGAUCAGUCAGAAUUGAAUAUUCAACUUUUCCAAGGGCUUUGCAGUGCUCUACAGUCACUGGACCAGUGUUUGGUAUGUUCUUCAAAUUGUAGUAUAGAAACUAUGAGGCAGGCCACUUUGCACAGUUAUUAUAUUCUUCAACCUUCAGACAACGGGCCAAUGCUUCUCAGGCCCGUUGCAGGAUCAGAGGAAGUUUUGCAUGUUCCUGAUCUCAAUCAAUUAACUAUUUCUUCAGUAAGGAAGGAGAUUGAGAACUCCAUUAAAGACUCUUUGUCAAAGGUUGAUGUAAGAGACUAUAAUCCGAUGCUGCAUGAGAGGGGCUUCCAUCAGAAAUUAAACUUGCUUGUAAAAGAGAGCUUACAGUUUGGGCCAAUAUCCCUUAUAUUUAAAGAGGAAACCUGUGAGCCAAACGCAACCCAACCAAAAUUUCCAGAGGUGAUUGUACAGCCAAAUUCAACAAAAGAUGUUGCCUUCAUCAGAGAGGAAACCUCAGAACUAGACCUAACAGCCCAAGAAGACAAAACAUCUGCUUGCAUUACAGAAGAGUGGGAGAAGCUUAUUGUCAAUGAAGUCUCUGAGAUACAUUCUCCAGUUUGCACUUCCAAACCCAAGCUAGACCACUCACUUCUUCUAUCACCACCAGAUGGUAACCGGCAGCUCGACGCCAAAACCUCAAGGAUUUUAGAGAGGCUUGAGGUGCCAAGACAGUUCAAAAGAGAAUCAGUUUCUCCAAUUCUCGCAAACACCGGCGUGAAGAAUUUUAGUGUUGAGGUAAAGAAGCCUUUGGUCGAGUCCCAGCCUAAUUGUGCUCCACACCAAUACAUGGCCACCAGCCAACUAAUGAAACCGAAUUUCCAGAGGCUAAAAAGGAAACAUAAAUAA